Morus notabilis is the source of this 1951-nucleotide messenger RNA. Its product is annotated as putative clathrin assembly protein At5g57200. Gene Ontology annotation, cellular component: clathrin-coated vesicle; clathrin-coated pit. Bases 155 to 1888 code for a protein of 577 amino acids. Gene Ontology annotation, biological process: vesicle budding from membrane; clathrin-dependent endocytosis; clathrin coat assembly. The transcript has 15 exons. Lineage: Eukaryota; Viridiplantae; Streptophyta; Magnoliopsida; Rosales; Moraceae. Gene Ontology annotation, molecular function: phosphatidylinositol-4,5-bisphosphate binding; 1-phosphatidylinositol binding; clathrin heavy chain binding. The record is from RefSeq and is a predicted model, not a curated record.
UCGUUAACUGUUUUUUUGGUUGUUGGAAUGACGAGGUUACAGCGAAGAAGAACAUUUUCAAUAUUGUCAUCCUAGUUUUUUUUUUUUUUUUUUUUUUUUGGUUUCUCUCUCUAGUUUCUCUCGACUUUCUCUCUCUAACUUCUGGAGGUGAUUGAUGGGAACGUUUCAGAGCUUCAGGAAGGCCUAUGGAGCUCUCAAAGACUCCACCAAGGUUGGCCUUGCAAAAGUCAACAGCGAAUUCAAGGAUUUGGAUAUUGCCAUUGUUAAAGCCACCAAUCACGUCGAGUGUCCCCCAAAAGAACGCCAUGUUCGAAAAAUUUUCUCUGCAACAUCGAUGGUGCGUCCACGGGCGGAUGUGGCAUAUUGCAUUCACGCUUUGGCUAAGAGAUUGUCGAAGACGCGAAAUUGGAUUGUUGCCAUAAAGGCAUUGAUUGUGAUUCACAGGACACUAAGAGAGGGUGAUCCAACUUCUAGAGAGGAGCUUAUGAACUACUCAUAUAGGGCACAUGUUAUUCAAAUGUCCAACUUUAAAGACGAGUCAAGCCCUCUUGCUUGGGACUGCUCCGCUUGGGUUAGGACUUAUUCGCUCUUUCUAGAGGAGCGGAUGGAGUGCUUUCGUGUCUUGAAGUACGACGUUGAGACCGAGCGCUUGACAAAAUAUGCACCGGGAGCUUCCAAGGUGCAUAGCAGAACACGGAUGUUGGGUCGCAUCGAGCUGUUGGAGCAGCUUCCUGCGUUGCAGCAGCUUCUUUACCGACUCAUUGGGUGUCAGCCCGAAGGAGCAGCUUAUAGCAAUUAUCUCAUACAGUAUGCUUUGGCCCUGGUACUGAAAGAGAGCUUUAAAAUAUACUGCGCUAUCAACGACGGGAUUAUAAAUCUUGUGGACAUGUUCUUUGACAUGUCAAGACAUGACGCAGUUCAAGCUCUUGAAAUUUACAAGAGAGCAGGUCAACAGGCUGAAAAUCUGGCCGACUUUUACGAAUAUUGCAAGGGAUUGGAUCUUGCUAGGAAUUUCCAGUUUCCUACAUUAAGACAGCCACCUCCAUCAUUUCUUGCAACAAUGGAGGAAUAUAUCAGAGAAGCGCCGCAAUCGGGUUCUGUUUACAAGAGACUGAUGUACUGGGAGGCUGAGGCUGAGGCUGAGCAACAACCUCAGAAACUUGAAGAACCUUCAGAAACCGAAAAACAAGUAGAGCAAAUCGACGAGGAAAAAGCGCCGGCGGACACAGUGGAAGAAUCCCAACUGAAGGACGGAGUUGAAGCCCCGCCAUUGAUAUCGAUGGAAGAGCCCGAUUUGCUAGGUCUGAAAGAAGUGAAUCCAAAAGCUGCAGAAAUAGAGGAAAGCAAUGCAUUGGCUCUUGCUAUAAUUCAGCCUGGGAAUAAUCCGCCAUCGACAAAUCAAGGUUUGAAUGACCUUCUUGGCUCUUCGGGUUGGGAAUUAGCAUUGGUUACCGCGCCGAGCAACAACACUAGCCACGCAGUAGAAAGCAAAUUGGCCGGCGGUUUUAACAAGCUAUUGCUCGAUAGCUUGUACGAGGAUGACGCAGCUAGGAGACAGAUACAGCUGCAGAAUGCAGGAUAUGGACAUGGUGGAAUGAGCGUCCAGAAUCCUUUCGACGGCCAGCAGGACCCGUUCAUGAUGUCGAACAACAUAGCUCCGCCGCCCAACGUUCAAAUGGCGAAAAUGGCCCAGCAGCAGCAGCAGCAGCAACAACCAUACCAACAUAACAUGAUUAUGGUCCCUCACCAACAUUCACCUCAAUAUCCCCAACAAUGCCAAUACCCUCAACAACAUUUGCAACAAAUGGGUUCUUCAAAUCCAUUUGGCGACUCUUUCAGCUUCCCUCCAAGUACAACGCCACAGCAAGGAAACCAUGGUCUGAUAUAGGAUUCAAUUUUUUAUUUUUUGUUUUUUGAGAUUUCUUAUAGUUAUUUUUACCAUUUCUUUGGA